This is a messenger RNA of Terrapene triunguis (Three-toed box turtle), 5382 nucleotides long. It is a transcript of the gene GLI2, whose product is annotated as GLI family zinc finger 2. Gene Ontology annotation, molecular function: DNA-binding transcription factor activity, RNA polymerase II-specific; RNA polymerase II cis-regulatory region sequence-specific DNA binding. NCBI's taxonomy places the organism in Eukaryota, Metazoa, Chordata, Testudines, Emydidae. Gene Ontology annotation, biological process: smoothened signaling pathway; regulation of transcription by RNA polymerase II. The transcript has 14 exons. The record is from RefSeq and is a predicted model, not a curated record. Gene Ontology annotation, cellular component: nucleus. The coding region runs from base 269 to 4837 and encodes 1522 amino acids.
CCUCCAAACUAUCAUCAAUGAGACUCCUCGGAGGAAGAAGGGGAAAGAGCCAAGCUGCAGCCGGGAUUUGUGGUGGUGGCGGCGGCCGCAGCAACAGCUUUUAAAAAAGGCACCAAAGGGAAGGACGUCUGGAAAGUCCCUCCCACGCCCCCCCAAGUUUAUGAUGGGGGGCUGAAUGAGCAGCCCUGCUCCGGAGCAGCUGCUGGCACGGUGAAAACUUCCUGGGUUCUCUCUUUGGGGUUCCUGAGCUGGAAUAUGCGCAUCUAAGAUGGAAACUUCCAAUUCAACUGCUGCUGGGAAAAAAGAAGGGAAAGGUGCAAUUCUGGAGGGGAAUGGCUUUCCUGAGACAGGGAAGAAAUCUGCUCCCUUAGCAGCAGCAGCACAAGGAGUUCCGCAGCACGUUUUUCCAGCGUUCCAUGCUCCCUUGCCAAUUGACAUGCGUCACCAGGAAGGAAGGUACCAUUAUGAACCUCACUCCAUCCAUGCUAUUCAUGGGCCUCCUACCCUCAGUGGCAGCCCCGUUAUCUCCGACAUCUCCCUUAUUCGCCUUUCUCCUCACCCAGCAGGACCUGGUGAAUCGCCUUUCAACCCCCCUCACCCGUACAUGAACCCCCAUAUGGAACAUUACCUCCGCACCGUGCACAGCAGUCCCACUCUCUCCAUGAUCUCUGCUGCCAGAGGCCUCAGCCCUGCUGAUGUGGCUCAUGAGCAUCUAAAAGAGAGAGGCCUCUUUGGUUUGCCGCCUCCCCCUCCAGGAGCCAACCCUGCCGACUACUAUCACCAGAUGACGCUCAUGGCCAGCCAUCCGAAUCCUUACGGGGACCUCCUGAUGCAGAGUGGGGGAGCAGCUAGCACGGCGCAUCUUCAUGAUUACCUCAGCCCUGUAGAUGUGUCAAGAUUUUCAAGCCCAAGGGUUACUCCAAGAUUAAGCAGAAAGCGAGCCCUCUCCAUAUCCCCGCUGUCUGAUGCCAGCAUUGAUCUUCAGACAAUGAUCAGGACCUCCCCUAACUCCCUGGUGGCUUAUAUUAAUAACUCCAGAAGUAGUUCUGCUGCUAGUGGCUCCUACGGCCAUUUAUCUGCAGGGGCAAUAAGUCCAGCAUUCAGCUUCCCCCAUCCCAUCAACCCGGUGACUUACCAGCAGAUCCUGAGUCAGCAGAGAGGCUUGAGCUCAGCAUUUGGACAUACGCCACCUUUGAUCCAGCCAUCUCCCACGUUCCCUCCACGACAACACAUGGCAGUUAUCUCUGUCAACCCAGCUCCCACUCAGAUCAGUAAUAACAACAGCUGCAUCUCUGACUCUAACCAGAACAAGCAGAGCAGUGAGUCAGCCGUGAGCAGCACAGUCAAUCCAGUAAUUCACAAGCGCAGCAAAGUCAAGACUGAAGUUGAGGGUAUGCCACCAGCUUCCCCAGCCACACAGGAGCAUCUGACAGACCUGAAAGAAGAUCUGGAUAAGGAUGAAUGUAAACAGGAGCCUGACGUUAUUUAUGAGACAAAUUGUCACUGGGAAGGGUGCAUAAAGGAAUAUGACACUCAGGAGCAGCUCGUCCAUCACAUCAAUAACGAUCACAUCCACGGGGAGAAGAAGGAGUUUGUCUGCCGCUGGCAAGACUGCACUCGGGAGCAGAAGCCAUUCAAGGCUCAGUACAUGUUGGUGGUGCACAUGCGAAGACACACUGGAGAAAAGCCACACAAGUGCACGUUUGAGGGUUGCGCCAAAGCCUAUUCCCGACUGGAGAACUUAAAGACACACCUGAGAUCUCACACUGGAGAAAAGCCGUACGUCUGUGAACAUGAGGGCUGCAAUAAAGCCUUUUCCAACGCUUCGGACAGAGCAAAGCACCAGAACAGGACGCAUUCCAAUGAGAAACCCUAUGUCUGUAAAAUCCCGGGCUGCACAAAGAGAUACACGGACCCCAGUUCCCUCAGGAAACACGUCAAGACUGUGCAUGGGCCCGAUGCCCAUGUCACAAAGAAGCAGCGCAACGACGUUCACCCACGGCCGCCUCCCCUCAAGGAAAAUGGCGACAACGAAGCAAGUGCCAAGCAGAGUAGCAAGGUGUCAGAAGAGAACACUGAGGCUAACAGCACCACCAGAGGCAUGGAGGACUGCUUACAAGUCAAAACAAUAAAGACCGAGAAUUCUGUGAUGUGUCAGUCCAGUCCUGGUGGCCAGUCAUCAUGCAGCAGUGAACCAUCACCACUUGGUAGCACCAACAACAAUGACAGUGGAGUAGAAAUGAACAUGCACAGUGGGGGAAGCCUGGGAGACCUGACCGCACUGGAUGACAACGUUCCUGUUGUGGACUCGACAGUCUCAUCGGGCAAUUCAACAGUCAGCCUUCAGCUAAGGAAACACAUGACAACGAUGCAGCGACUUGAACAACUCAAGAAGGAGAAACUCAAGACGGUUAAGGAUUCCUGCUCAUGGGUGAGCCCAGCUCCACAAGUCAGAAACACCAAGCUGCCUCCCAUACCAGGAAAUGGCUCUAUCCUAGAAAAUAUUGGUGGUUCCUCUGCUACACUGCCUAAUCCUAGAAUAACGGAGCUGUCUGUAAAUGAGAUUACGAUGCUGAAUCAGCUCAAUGAACGCCGUGACAGUACGACAAGCACCAUCAGCUCGGCCUACACUGUCAGUCGCAGAUCAUCGGGGAUUUCCCCUUACUUCUCUAGUCGCCGUUCCAGCGAAGCUUCGCAGUUUGGGAAUCGUCCCAACAACACGAGCUCUGCCGACUCCUACGACCCGAUUUCUACGGACGCGUCACGCAGAUCGAGCGAAGCCAGCCAGUGUAGCGGCAUACCAGGCCUUCUCAACCUCACGCCAGCUCAGCACUACAGGCUGAAAGCCAAGUACGCUGCUGCCACGGGGGGCCCUCCUCCCACACCUCUACCUAACUUGGAAAGAAUGAGUCUGAAGAACAAGAUCUCUCUUCUCGAUGGGCCGGAUCCUGCUUUGCCUUCAUUUCGCCUCCCUCCUGGGCCAAGACGCUGUAGCGAUGGCAGCACUUAUGGGUACGCAGCAGCCCCGGCUUUUCCCCAUGACGUGUCAGGUAACAACACAAGACGCGCGAGUGAUCCUGUGAGGAGACCCGCCGCAGAUCCACUGUCCCUCCCUAGAGUCCAUCGCUUCAAUAGCACCAACAGCAUGAAUCCCCUCCACCCACCACAUCCUGCGGACAGAAGGAACUGCAGCCUUUCAAAUUACACACGUUCUGAUGGGAGCCUUCCCAGGCACGUCUAUUCACCUCGACCUCUGAGCAUUAGUGAAAAUAUUACCAUGGAAGCAAUGUCAGGUGAGACGGAGGGCCCCAUUGGAGAAGAUGACAUUAUGCUGCCAGAUGAUGUAGUGCAAUAUAUCAAAUCUCAGAACAAUGGGACAGCUGUAGAAAACACUUCCAUAGGGUACAGUAAUGAAAUGCUAAACUUCCAAGGCAAUGGGAAACUGCAACAUCAGAACUUGUCUAGCCAGCACAGGAUGGCUGGAACUGAUGCAAGCGUGAACCAUUUGGGUCCAGGGGUGACAGAAUGCCACAUGAGCUUUGGUGCUCCCUCGAACAUGAGCAAAAACAACAUGCCCGUCCAGUGGAAUGAGGUUAGCUCAGGUACCGUUGAUGUUAUGUCUAACCAAUCGAAGCAACAGUUUUCUCAAGGAAACUUAGCUGUUGUCCAGCAGAAGCAGAACUUUGGUCAGUAUCAGAACUUUAACCAGCAGCAAAUGCAGAUGAGUCAAAGCGGCAUGAAUGUAACACAGCAGAAUUUUAUGCAAAGAAAUGUGAGCAUGGAUGGACAAAGGCUAAACUGUAUGCAGCUGAGGCAGCAGCAGAUAAAUCCAGGCCCUAAUAUGAACUCCGAUUUGAGCCUGCACCAAGGGUAUAACCAGGCUCAUCAAAUGCUGAGCCCAAAUGCAAUCAGUGGAGAUCCAAACCAGCUUUCCCCUUCUUGUAGCAACAUGGUAGUGAAGUCUGGAUCCCACGUUCAUCCUCAGCAAAUGGACGUUGCGACAGAUCCCUCUUUAAUGGUCAACAGUAAUAGACUGACUCAGGUCAUGCAUGAACAAAGUCAGCAGAACUAUUCAUCUCAGACAAAUCCCAUGAAUUUCCCCAUGACUCAGGAGGUGUUUUAUCAGCCCCCUUCUUUAAUGACCUCAAAUCAGCCAAACUUUGAGCCCCAACAGAGCAUAAUGGGUUCAGCUGGCCAGACCUACACUCCUGGAAUGGUACAGCCUCAUCCUCCACCUGACCCUAGUCCAGUAAACAGGCAUAGAGGGAUACGCAACAUGCAGCAACUCGGUUACAUGAGAACUCCCCACCCUACUAACGCCAUGAGCCCUGGCCAGGAAACAGCAAAGGCCACUCCGAAAAGAACCAACAAUAUGGUGUCCGUGCAGGCUCAGCAAUGUGCAAACAGCACGAGGGAAAACAAUUUGAUGUACUAUUAUGGUCAAAUCCACAUGUAUGAACAAAAUGGAAACUUUGAUAACCAUGUGGACUGUAGAGUGGGACAGCAGCAGUGUGCCUUGAAUAUCAAGCCAGCUGCCAUGCCGUCUCCCGGAGCUAACCAGGUGUCAAGCACAGUGGACUCACAGGGUCUGGAGCCUGCUCAGAUAGAUUUUGAUGCCAUCAUGGAUGAUGGAGACCAUUCAAGCCUGAUGUCAGGAACCCUCAGCCCUAGCAUUCUGCAAAAUCUCUCCCAGAACUCCUCUCGCCUUACAACUCCACGGAACUCUCUGACACUGCCGUCCAUACCAGCUGGAAUAAGCAACAUGGCGAUAGGUGACAUGAGCUCCAUGCUAACCACCCUGGCAGAAGAGAGUAAAUUUCUUAACAUGAUGUCCUAAUGAUAAAGCCCCACGGUUUAUCCCAGGGACUUUACACAAAGCAGUUUUAUGAAUGUGCUUUUUAAAAAUAAUCAGUUUCUAUAGAGUAGCAUUUUUGAGAAGUAUUAAAUACAUUAAAGGGAUUCAAAGUAAAAAAUGUCUCUGUACAGACUUAUGUAAACUAUCUAAAAGCAGUUUAGCACCAAGAGUGCAACCUCUAGUAUUAUUUUUUUGCUUGGUUUUUCAGGGGUCUGAGCAACGCCACCGCCAAAUGAGAAUAUUGCAUAAGAAUGGUUAAAAAUGAAAUCUUUUCCUCCGUGUUUGCCACCUCCCUUUGUUUUCUUUUAGUUAUGUCUGCAAAAAGCCCAUUCUCAACGCAUGUCAGAAACAAAUGGAGGGGUGUCUUUUUGAUCUGAAUAAAAGCCAUACUGCGUAUUCUGCUCCAGUGAGAUAAGCAUUUAGUUACAUCUCCCCAAAAGUCCACUUCCAGCAAUAUCAUUAUAAACUGUUCUUUGUACCUUGCGACUUUGUAGAAAAGCAUCAGUUCCAAACAGCUUCUCAGAAAA